GUUUAUAUUUUUUGUUCCAGAUCCCAGAGUAAAGGAUUGGCCAAUGAUGUCAUCGCCAUGGCCAACGUUGGCGGCGUGUGUAUGCUACGCGGUGUGCGCGCGAAAGAUUGGCCCAACGUUGAUGGCCAAUCGGAAACCCUUCGAACUUAGAAAUGUACUCGUGGUCUAUAACAUGGCGCAAACCAUAUUCAGUGCAUGGAUAUUUUAUGAGUAUUUGGCGAGUGGAUGGUGGGGCCACUACGACUUCAGAUGUCAACUCGUCGAUUACUCACGCAGCCCUAAAGCAAUGAGGAUGGCGAACACCUGCUGGUGGUACUACUUCAGCAAGUUCACGGAGUUCUUCGACACGCUGUUCUUUGUGCUGCGCAAGAAGAACGAGCAUGUGUCGACGCUGCACGUCAUCCACCACGGCAUCAUGCCCAUGUCCGUCUGGUUCGGGCUCAAGUUCGCGCCAGGUGGUCAUAGUACGUUCUUCGCUCUUCUGAACACAUUCGUGCACAUCGUCAUGUACUUCUACUACAUGGUGUCAGCCAUGGGCCCCAAGUAUCAGAAGUACAUCUGGUGGAAGAAAUACCUCACCGCCUUCCAGAUGGUCCAAUUCGUCCUGAUCUUCAGCCACCAGCUGCAAGUCCUGUUCCGGCCUACGUGCCAGUACCCGCGCGUGUUCGUGUACUGGAUCGCGCUUCACGGCUUCCUCUUCUUGUUCCUCUUCAGCGACUUCUACAAGGCGCGCUACAACAAGGCCGGCGGUAAACCGAAGAGGACCAACGGCCUUUGUAUGACGGUGAUGGACGAGAGCAGUUCUCUGAACGGCAAGAACGGCUACAAGCAUGAGGAGGGCUCGACAGUUCCCAACUCGUACGCGUCGUCCGCGGCGGACGCGUUCGUCCGGCGGCGGCCGCAGUCGUAGUGCGACAGCAGCGCCACACACAGGGUCUGCCACCUGUUAUAGUUUCACAUACUACCCUCCGUUUUGGCACGUUGAUUGAUUGAUAAUAUGUAAUACAUAAACUGUUCGCUAAUAUCAUUGAAGCCUGAUAUGUGUAGCGCGCCACGGGUUAUUUUGCUAAGAGAAAAGAUAUUGUCGACAAAUAGCGGAAUUAAAAAUAUCGAUUUCGACAGUGUGUCUUUCUCUCUUCAAAAGAUAAUAUGUUGUUGACAUUGUGUGCCUACUUAUAGUAAAAAAAUCGUUAAUAAAGCGUUUAUUUAUGCAUUAUUAAAUAUGUGUAGUGGCAAAUGAUAUUUAUGACUUACUAUGAGAGAACUUUUUAAGAUACUAGUUGGCAGAUGACGUGUCUCCGCGACACUACUGGUUUCUAUCUGUUUCUAUGAGAUACCUUUCGCACGACACGUGUCUGGUUUCAUUGAAAUAAAUGGAAACCAGCGAAACCUUUAGUAUCUGAAAACGGCUACAUUUUUAGGAUUAAAAUUAACUUUUUAACAUAGCCUCAUUUUAACAUGAUGUUAAUAUUAUAUUAUUCGUUACAAAACAUUUGAUGGACUUUUGAAUGUUAUAUUUCCUUAAAAUAUAGAUAGUGAAGGCACAUUCAAUGUAUAGGUACAGAAAUAUUCGUUUUAUCGUAAUGUCCAUAUUUAGAAUAUGUAUUUAUAUGGAAAUGUUAAUAAAAUAAAUAUGUUAGAUAGUUCUAAUUUGUAGUGAAAAUUUAUGUAUUAUAUAAAUAUUGAAUUAGUCAAUCGUGCUAAAAUGAAGUUCGUAUUUGUGUGUAAAAACAAACCGAACGAUUAUAUUAUUAUUGUGGUCAGUUUUACUUACGGCUGCCAUCCGUCCGGAUAUCGGAGAUACUUUAUUUUGCUUUAGGGUAUUUUAAUAGUGCAGCGUUGUAUUUAUUUAUUACUAAACUUUGUUGUGCUGUUACUGUUUUUAUAUAAUAGAGAUUCGGUAAACUACGUGAAAGUUUUCUUUUUCUCAACUUCAGAGUAAAAUGAACUUAAUGUCACAUGUAAUAAUGACCGAAUUCCGGUGCACAUUAACCGGUUUUAACUAAAAUUCUGUUAAAAUUGUAGUUAAAAAUGCGACUUAAAACUAGAACAAUUAGGUUUGUUUUACUCUAAACACUCAACUUCAGAGUAAAAUGAACUUAAUGUCACAUGUAAUAAUGACCGAAUUUCGGUGCACAUUAACUGGUUUUAACUAAAAUUCUGUUAGAAAUGUAGUUGAAAAUGCGACUUUAAAACUAGAAGAAUUAGAUUUGUUUUACUCUAAAUAGAAUAUAGUGUAAUAGACACUGGAGAAAUCUAAUUAGUAAAUUUAGUGAUGGCAGCCCUGCGUAGAAGUGUAAUAUUUCGCAAGGUGUCAAGGGCAAUCCAAAUAUUUUUAUUAGGUUACAAUUUUUUUUAGGGGUAGUAACGAUGACCGAGUCAUACGAGGCGUGGAGAGGGGAACAGCAACGGCUUAGACCGACUGACAAAGAUUUUAUACUAUUAGAUAUGUUACUAACUCGUCGAAAUUGAGGCGAACAAAGGUCUUAAUUAAUUUAGUAGCAUAGUAAACAACGACAGUUAUAUAGACAACUAAUACUUAAAUAUUGUCUACAAUGGUAAGUUCGAGUGUUCAGGAAGUGUAUGUACAUACCUAUGUAAUGUAAGUAAACACAAAAUAGUGCAUAUGUGCGAGUGGAGUAGCUAAAUUCGAAUCACUUUUGUAAGCACGUAACAUAUCUAUUGUAUAAAAUAUUGCUGACUGAAACAAAAAGGUUUACCUCAAAAAGUCCGCACAGGCAUAAAGAGUUCACAGCUUUGAGUUGUGUUCUUCGCUGCUUUAGAACGUUAUAACAAAUAGCAGGAAGUCAGAAUGCCGUAAGGCAUCUGCGUGGUGUUAUAAAGUUACAUCAGAACGCUGAACAUCAGAGGUACGCGAGAACGCGUUCUAUAUACGCGGGCUCUUGGUCUUUUGACGUUCUCAUUUAGCACAAGCUUUACGGUAGAACAGAAUAUUAGUCAUGUUAAAUAGUACGUCUUACAAUGGUAUUUAAAGACGUUGUGGGGGCUCCCUCAGGGGAUCAUUCACCUGCAGUGUCAAGUUCUCAAACAAAUAGAGGUUAAAUUCGACACUCAGCGGCUGAAUGAUCCCCUGGGGGCGCCCGUACAACGUCUUUGAAUAACACUGUUAAUCAUUGGAGAGAAAUAGAUAAUUAUAUAGAUUGUUUCGGACAAUGCAGUAUUCCCUUAAUGCUAAACAUUCCCUCUCACCCCUCUAAACAUACCGCUAGCUUUAAUUAGUGUUGAGGCAUUCUCAACCGCCUUUUGCAGACAGUGGUACCGUUUCGGGCCCCUUUAGUAUUAGUGAAAUGAAGCGUCUGAAAGUUGUUAGCAGUUGUGACAGUUGUUAGUUAGAACCCGCCCUAAAAUACGAACUAUUUGACAUAUAACAACUUGUAAUAUCCAGUGGGAUUAUUCUGUAUCAUUUCAAGCUCACAGCAACUUGCAUAGCAACUGUCGCGAUCACAAAGACGUUGAAAUCAUCAUGCCUCAUGGUAUAGGUUAUGUUAAAUUGGUUUUACCUUAAAAUCAGGGUAUCAUAAUUGCUCUAAUGAUGUGCAAGAUAGUUUUGAAUAGAUGACAGAUCGCGACAAAUGCGCGUGAUUCUUUCUUUGUCGAAAAACGUACAGCAUAACCCUUCUGUGGUCUGUAGUGUUAUCGGGCACACUUUAGCGGGUCCCACCGGAACAUUUGUAAAUAUUUAGUAAAAGGAAACAACUUUCAGAAACAAUUUACAAUGUACAGACUCAUGGUAGAUUACACCCCGCCUCGAAGCGCGCUAGUCAUUUGCGUCUCGAAGUCUCGAGUUGAUAUAGUACGAGAUCCGACAAAAAGAAUAUGUACCCUCAUCUGUUAUUUAUUUGGGCUUUGAAAUAAAUGAUAGAAAAUAUUCACAUUGACACAUUGCAAAUUGGUUGCCUAGUUAAAUUGUGUUUUAUUUGCGUCCGGUGAGUAUUAAAUGAUUGUUUUUUUUUUUCAAAAUUCAUUUUAUCUACUUCCCUCUUUGCUUAUAAAAUUGUACGCUAGUUAAAAUAAUAUACCCAACAAUUGCAAACAUAAAGGUUGCCUGCUUUUGCUGUCACUGCAACUGUGGGGUUGCCAGAUAUAAACACCCUCAUCACUUAUUCAGUCGACUAAUACAUAUAUCAAAUGAAAGCUUAUUUUAUGCUUGAUUUUACUGUAUUAAGGUGAUCUAGUUCUUAGAUUUUGUAUGAAAACUGUGUUUGGCUGCAAUUUAACUAGGCAACCCAUUUGCAUUGUGUCUGUGUGAAUAUUUUCCAUAAUUUAUUUCUUAUUCCAAAUAAAUAACAGUUGAGGGUAUAUAUUCCUUAUGCUGGAUCUUAGUCUAAUAUUGUAGUGUAUUACCAACGUCUCCCGACUGAGACUGAUGUUUCUAUGCGAACUAUUGCUUUUAGUGCAAACGGAUUUGAUGGAUCGACUGCUCGCACUUUAUUCCUUUACUUGUCACGUUGUAACGGCCAAGUUUUAUCUGUAUUUUUAAGGUUUUUACAUCGCAAUGCACAACGUCCCAUUCGACUUUGAGAAUUGUAUCAUCGAAUGCCUUAUAUUAUUUUAAGUACAAACACUAGACUAUGAAUCGUUGAAUUAAUCUUGUUAUAUUGGUUUCGGAUAUAAGUAUAAUAAUGAUUUUUCUUUAAAUGUAUAAAAUGUAAGUUUAGAUGGUGGUUAUGCCAUUUAAAUAAUUUAAUGUCAACUUUGCUGCUAGCGAAGUGAACAUUAUUGUAAAUACAAUGAAUCAUGUUCUAGCAAUCGCGUUGUUUUACUGCUUUAUGUAAAGAAUGUCUCUGGUUUAAUAUGUAAAUAUAUUUUUAUGGUCAAGUUUAUGCGUCUUAAUCAUCGAUGUUACCAUAGAGUUCUUGAAAUCCAGUGUCAUUUAUAAAAUUUGUUGUUUUUACGUGCUCAAGCAUUUAUUGUUCUUUUUUUUUGUACACCGUGUAAUAUAUAAGUCGAACAAAUGAUAUUAACAGUUUUAAAAUAUUGUAUUCAUAUAAACAUCACUAACAUAAUAUAUUUAUAUUAGCAAUUUUUUAUUAUAAGAAAUCUUAGCACACUAAUAAGUUGAGUUGACAAAAACGGAAUGCUUAUUAGAGAAAUUUUAAAAAACUAUUUUAGAGAAUUGUUAUAGAGAUUAUUACAAUAAAAAAAAAUAGAUCGGUAGUCGUAUAUUUAAAAAUAAACGUUAUCAGAAACUGAAUAUACAAUUAUGAAAUUCAUGAUGCACAGUAACUUAACAGUAAGUUUUAAAGUAACAAACGUGGCAGUAAACGUUACUCUAUCAAAAUGUUACUGUCAAAUAACGUUUUUACAAAAAAAUGGUCCCAUCAGUUUACUUAAUAACUUACUUAAGGUUACUGUGCUUUUAGUAUUAGAUUGUUAGUAUGUCAACUCAACUUAUUUUGAAAACAAACGGCAUAAAGGGUAAGGGAUGAAUUAUUUAGGAACUUGCACCGUUCUGCCGCCGACGACGAAUCUUCUCAAUAACAGUGGCGAAACUUUAAAACAAUCUCUAAAAUGGUAAUUGUUCAAUGUAGUUUUCUUUAUUAUGGUCAAAAGUCCAGAGCCGAUUCUGAUAUGUAUUUAAAAACUAUACUCUCUUUAAAUGUAUGAAAAAUAUUGUAAUUAUUAUCAAAUACAGCGAAGGCAAUUUUGCAGAGAUAAUGAACAUAUUUCCUAUUGUUAUUUUCAAAAGAAUAUUUUGGAAUUCAGUUUUUACUCAAGAACUAUCUUUUACCGGGAUAAAUAGAAUCAGGGCCCUUAACCUUCAACUGGUGACAUGCGAUCUCACUUGAAAAUUACAUUUACCCUUUUGUUCCCUAUUAAUAAAACUAUUAAUAAUUGCUGUGAACUACCAUACUUAGUUAAUGUCUGUGCUUCAAAAAUAUAUUUGAAGGCACCUACAUAACCAGUUAUGAUUUACGUUACUCGUUAAAGUUAAACCAGUUAAAGGCUAAUUUCGGGGCUUUACACCAAAGUUAAGCUAGCCCUGUUAGAGAACUGGUUCAUUGAACAGUGUUAAACGUGAUACUGGAUUAUUUUAAGCGUGUACAGUUACGCCACUGUGUUGAUAGCCGAAGAGCUGGUGGACAUUUUUGGGUUGGUAUUUUAGCCAAGCUGAAAACCUUUUUCCGUACCUCAACUAUAAUAAUUAUCCUAACCCGUGCUACAGACUAAUCAAAAUCAUUAGAAAGAACUGACACACACGGACGAUUGAAUAGUUCUACUGUUCAGUUAAAACUGCAGGUCUGUAGCACGGCUUACACAUAACUACAGAAUUGUCUGGGUAACAUUAGAGUUAAAUCAACCCCUUUUUUUUUAGAAAAAAACAUCCUCGAGGCAAAGGUUUAGGUAAGGUGCAGACAAGUUUUACCUUGAUUCAAAUGCCUACAGAAAAAUGUCCACCAGCUCUCGGACUAUGGUCUUGUGUCACUUUUUGGUGUAUUAUUGCUUGAUGUGUUGUAUGAACGGCAAACGGUUGCUUUGGGCGUUAGCAGGCGGAGCACUGCGACACUAUAUGCUCAAAUAUUUGCUGCGAGUUCACUAUUUUGCAACCUUUAUUUAUUAUUUUAAUAAAGUAUUUUACAAAA
This is a messenger RNA of Bicyclus anynana (squinting bush brown), 6605 nucleotides long. Its product is annotated as elongation of very long chain fatty acids protein AAEL008004. The record is from RefSeq and is a predicted model, not a curated record. Gene Ontology annotation, biological process: very long-chain fatty acid biosynthetic process; fatty acid elongation, saturated fatty acid; sphingolipid biosynthetic process. The transcript has 6 exons. Gene Ontology annotation, molecular function: fatty acid elongase activity. Lineage: Eukaryota; Metazoa; Arthropoda; Insecta; Lepidoptera; Nymphalidae. Bases 44 to 910 code for a protein of 288 amino acids. Gene Ontology annotation, cellular component: endoplasmic reticulum membrane.